This is a messenger RNA of Musa acuminata AAA Group (dessert banana), 1643 nucleotides long. RefSeq lists its product as uncharacterized. The transcript has 3 exons. The record is from RefSeq and is a predicted model, not a curated record. Lineage: Eukaryota; Viridiplantae; Streptophyta; Magnoliopsida; Zingiberales; Musaceae. The coding region runs from base 50 to 1042 and encodes 330 amino acids.
CACACCAACAAGCUUCCCUGGUGGAAGAGGGGGCGAUUGCUUGGUCAGGAUGUCGUCCAUGGCCUUCUCCGACUUCGCCACCGCCGGCCUGGAAUUGAGAUUUCUCGCUCGCAGGGGGCUCGACCCGAUCGUUGUCUUCGUCACCGCUGCCGUCUCCUGCGCUCUCCUCUACUACACUCUCAUGACGUCUUCCCUCCGUUGGCCUCUCAGCUCUCCCAUGGGCGUGGCCGUCGAUGCCGCCGAACCCGCAGACCAAUUGGAGAUGAUUCUGAGGGCAGCAGACAUGGGGAACAAGACGGUGAUACUGACCACCUUGAAUGAUGCAUGGGCCGAACCUGGAUCGAUUUUGGAUCUGUUCCUCGAGAGCUUCCGCAUCGGCAACGGGACAAGCCAGCUUCUGAACCACAUGGUGUUCAUCACCAUGGACCAGAAGGCGCACGAGCGUUGCCUGUCGAUGCGUGGCCAUUGCUUCGAUCUCAACACCAAGGGCGCCAACUUGUCCGAGCAGAAGGACUACAAUACUCCCGACUACUUGAAUAUGAUGUGGCAAAGGUUGGAUUUCCAACGCCAAGUUCUCGAGAAAGGAUACAACUUCAUAGCCACGGACACAGACAUAUUGUGGUUUCGGAAUCCUUUACCACGCUUCUACGCGGAGGGGGACUUCCAGGUAUCCUGUGACAGGUUCUUCGGCAACGCCACUGAUCUGGAGAACUGGCCUAGCAAUGGAUUUAACUACGUGAAGUCCAACAAUAGAACCAUACCAUUCUUCAAGUACUGGUACUCAGCAAGGACAAAACAUCCUAACGAUCAUGAUCAGGCUGUGUUCAACUACAUCAAGCACGACGCGUUCCUCAGGGAAUUAGGGUUGACGAUUAGGUUCUUGGACACCAAGUACAUUAAUGGGCUCUGUGAGAUACGAAGCAGAGAUUGGAAUGCCAUUUGUACGAUGCAUGCAAACUGUCGUGUUGGUUUAAGCAGUAAGCUAAGUGAAAUGAGAGGUAUGCUUGAUCAGUGGAGGAAAUAUAUGUCCAACAAACACUGAAGGAGGACAAAUUUGCGUGUUGUCUCACGUAUUAUUGGGAUCGUUGGUAGUAUGGAAGUGAGGUAUCAUGUCUAACGUUUGACAAUAUUGUCUCGCAGAUUCUUUAGCUGCGUGUAUUACGCACUGGAAAAUAUUGUCUCACAUAUGAUUUAAAUCAUGAAACGCAGGAUAAGGCAGCACAAUAAAUGCAAGAUUGUCUUGUAAGAUGCAUCAUGCAUGAAACAAUCCCGGUGGUGGUGGUGGUGGUCAUCGUACUGUUUGUUUGUGUCAGAAAUGGUCAGGUGGCAAAGUUGACAUGACUCGACCCAAUAACGCCUGAAAACUAGAUGCCCCCUCCUGAAUGGUCAAGCCAAUAGUUCCUUCCUAUCUGCGGACUCAUCUUAAGCAUAGGAUCUUAAACUGUUGUGACGUGCCCAACAAUACUACUUUCCUGUUCAUAGAUGAAUGUAUGUUUGGAGAAGUCCUUCUUUUAUAAAUUUCGAAUUAAGACAUCGAUAGAGAAUAUUUUUUUUAAUAUCAUGUUGGUUGGGCAUGCUUGUAUAGUGCCCCAUCAUCAUCUAACCUUGACUAGAUGAUGUGAAUCUAGAUGAUGUCACAUCAU